GUGUCUGCAUGUAUAAAGCUACCAUCUUGGCUUCCCUGGUGCCCCUAUUCUCCCUCCUGCAGCCUUGGUGGAUCCCUCCUCCAAUCCCGUUCCAGAGUUUUUAUCAUCAUGGCUAAUUUCUGCCUGUAAUCUGAUUAGGGCUUUGAGCUGCUUUAGCACCCUGCUGUGCUGUCUCUCUCACCAACACAUACACACUAACAUGCACACAGACACACUCUGUGGUGUGAUCGCUGGUCUGUGUGGGUUGUAGCUUGCUUUGUGGUGGUCUCUCUGUGCGUGUUGCCACCUCCAUCCCUGCCUGUCUGUAAAUUGGACUCAUCUCCACCGCUGCCACUGCUGCCACUGCUGCCACCGCUGCCAUCACCACCAAACGGGAGUCCAUCAGCAGGCCAUCCUUCUGAUUUGUCCUCUUUUUAAACAUGUUUCGAAACCCAUGGAUCUCUAGUUACCAUGUGAAUCCCCUGCAGCCAUGUAGGCAAGGAUUUGGAUCAAAAGUUUCCACCAAAAUCUGCAACUCAACCUCUCUGCCAGGAUCCUUAAAUUUUCAGAGUGACUGUUCCUUCAAAGAUAAAACUACCCUGGUCAAGAGUGUCUCUGACACAGAUGGUAAACUUCUGGUUGUUCUCCCAAAAGUGUCUGAUUUAAAGAAAUACUUUGAAGGAGGAAUAUCCAAAGAACUGCAGAUGAACAGAAAGGAGAGGAUAGCCCGGCGCUUGGAGGGGAUUGAAAGCGAAGCCACACCUGCUCUUGUGUCUGGUGGUUUGGUGGCCAACAGGAUGCUGGAGGAGGACCCACCACGGUACACUCGCGCCUCUGACCCCCGUGAACCACGGGUCACAGCCAAGCGCUACAAUCGAGCAGAGCUGGAGACACCAAAGAAGACAAUGUCAUCUCCAGACCGAUCACCCCAUGCCAAAAGUGGUGUUGGCAGCAGCCAUACAGAGCCAGUUGUGGUGUAUGUAGAUCCAGUGACGUUGUCAACAUCAUCAACACCCGCAUCUGGCUCCACUGAGCCCAACAACCUCACCUCAAAGGCUGAACGAAUCGCCCGCUAUAAAGCAGAACGCCGUCGGCAGCUUUCAGAGCGCUAUGGCAUCCAUCUUGAUCAGGAGGCCGAUGUGGACUACACUCCACGUUACCGUUCCAGGCAGGAUCCAGAAUCUGCUGUCCGUCAAUCAUCUGCCAGGCGGGAAAAGGAAACAGUCCAAGUGGAGGCUCAAGGGCGGGAGCCUAGUGUGCCGUAUCGCUCUGGAAUUGGCAGGGUUUACAUGAGGACACACCCAGAGCCUUCACCUGCUGGCACAGUGGGUCACAUCCACUCCAACCAAGCCCCGCCUCCAACCCAAGAAAGGCCCAGUAGGUUGGUGGAACCUGAAAAAGCAUUGAAUAUGGAGAACAACCGCCGAGGUGAAGUUCAGGAGGGCUCAGUUUCUUACAGAAGCAGGACACAGGAGCCACAUUUGCCUCAACAACUGCAUACCCACCACCAAGAGUCAAGCCAAACCACCAAGGGCUACAGUAUUGCAGCAGUUCCCAGCUCUCCUCGCACUGCCCGUAGGUCUUCCCUGCCCUCCACUCGCUAUGGUAUCUCACCUGGAGAUUUAUUCAUAGAGCAACAGGCACAGAGCAUCCUCAACAGGCAGGGAAUCCGAGUAAGAGAGCGAUUGUCCAGAGAUGAAACUGUCCAGAAGCCCCCAGACUGGAGUCCAGACCGACACCAGACGAACCAACAUCACUCUCAUGGAAGUGCUCAACGUGUAUCCAAGCAGCCAGAGAUCAUCAUGAAGAGGAGUGGUUCCCAAACUCACAACCGUCCUGGCCACGGCCAAACUGCCAGUCAUCCCUUCACAUCUGACCUUCAACACUGUGCCACUGCUGUGGACCCUCAGCCCUAUUUGGCUGUACCUGCUCCAGUCCGCAAAUCUUCUGGACCUCCAGAGGUACAACCACGAAGAAGAGUGAGCACUGACCAGAUCUAUGCAGCCCACAGGGAGGCAAGACUGGAGGCAAAGCAGGUCCUGAAGGAAGAAGGCCACACAGAAGGACUCCUAAAGAGCAGGAAAGCUGUUUUACCCUCAGAAAUUCGUCGAAGGGAAAGGAGUGUUGAUGAUGCUCAGAGGGACUGUCAUGAAGCCAUGGACAGACAGAACAUCAGUCCAGACAGAAGACGGAUGAGUCGAGGGGAGGAGGACUGGGAUCGGGAAAGGCCAAGGGAAAGGGGAAGAGAAAGGCAGGUUCAGAGGAUCAGAGAAAGGGGAGAGGAGCAUGUCUCUACCAAUGACAGCCAAGAACAGAGAACCUUCAGAUCAAUGGAACCUCCCCACACCUCUGUGCACCAGCAUCAUGUGCAGAGUCAACCCUUGGAGCCAGUGCACCUGCAAAUUCGGCCUCCAGAGCCACAACUGCAACAUGAACCCCAAAAAGGAGAACACGCCGCUCAAAGCCAGCAACUCCCUCAGAUGCAACAUCAGUUCAAGCAGCUGAGACACCUGCAGGAGAACCAAAGCCUGCUUCAGAGUCAGCAUGAGCACCACGUGCUUUCUAGUCAAAACCAGAAGAUCCGCAUAAAACAAGAACCCCAACUUCAACAAGAAACUGUUCCACAGACGCAGCAACCAGCCCAACUGAAUAUCCAAAAAUUGGACCCAGUUGGCUAUCUAAAGACAGGUUCCUCUCUGGCUCAAGCAGGAAACAGAAGCAUGGAAACAAGUGGUGGACUAAAACCCAAGUUACGAACCCGUUCUAUGUCAGACAUAGGUGUAAACAAGCACUCUGCCAUUUAUUGCAUUGAAAGAGCCAGAAGAGACGGAUCCAGGAUUAACCCUCUUCCUGUAACGACUAAUGGAGAUAUGAACACCUUGGACACAAGGGUUUCUGUAGCACAACUGCGACACUCCUACCUGGAGAAUGCCAACCGGAAACCUGAGUUUGAGACGACUAAAGUAGAUCUGCCAGCAAUGGAAAUGGAUGCCAUCACCAGCACUGAUCAGGAGCGGGGAGCUCGCAGGCCUCGGCGUUACAUCACUCCAGGAGAGAGUCGCAUGUCGGAGCGGUUCAGGACUCAGCCCAUCACCUCUGCAGAGCGUCUGGAGUCUGACAGGUCCCGUCUAAGUCCAUCACAACUAGAAGAUGCUGAAGCUGAAGAAAAACUGGAUGAAAGAGCCAAGAUGAGUGUAGCUGCAAAAAGGUCUCUCUUCAGGGAGCUGGAAAAGACAUCGGAUGGAGGAGUUCCCAAACCCCGCUCUCGAAAUGCUGCCGUAGAAAGACGUUUGCGAAGAGUCCAGGACCGCUCGCACACACAGCCAGUCACCAACAAGGAAAUCACUGCCUCCAGCCUUCAGGACUCCUCUCAGCCAGGCUCAGAAGCUCAGGAGCAAGACAAAGAAAACCAGGAUCAGCCGGGUCAAGCACCUGGGUCUGAAGGCAAACCACACGGCCAGGAUGCGCCUGACCUUUCUGCACUGAGUUUAUCUGAGAAGAUGGCUCUGUUCAACUGCCUAGCCCAACCUACUGCCAAACCAGCAGAGGGAGUUCGAGGGGAGAUCCGCCAACGCAGAUCCAACACCCGUUUUCAAACCCAGCCUAUCACCCAGGGGGAAGUGGAGCAGGAAACUGCUGCGGUGUGUAACGGUGUCUUAAAAGCCAUUCAGGAAGAACAUCUUAAAAAUGGAAGUGAGAUCAAGCUGGAGCCAUUAUCCGCUGCCCUGGUUCGAUCUGUAGCAGCCGUCACCUCCCAGUCCUCCCUCACCACAGUCAAUGCGAUGCCAGGCAGUGGCAGCAAUGAGGAUGGGUUUCGUUUAGGGAAGUGCACCGCCAUUCCCUACAUCCCUGCCCAACAACAGCAACCCAGCAGCACAAGCAUCCACCAGGAGAGGGCGCCGAGGUAUUUCUCCUUGACCCAGAGCGGGGACCCAGGCCACCCUGAGACAGACCUCAACUCCUCCCCUCUCCUCCCAAUAGGAGAGGCAACCCGGCUCCCUCUCGUUACCACCUCCUCUGCCGAUCAGUGGCAGCAGGGGGUGAUUGUGGAGGAGUGUUUGAAAGGGCAGCAAAAAGAGAAGGUUGGGGGGAGACAGCAGGGAGGAGCCAGGCAAGACAUCCAAGGUGGCAUCAUUCCCAGCAAGCUUUACUCAUCCAGCAGGGACAGAGAGGACAGGCUGCAGCAUCAUCAGCUCUCUGCUGAGCCUUCUUUGUGGCACGACGAGCCGGAGCUGCUGCCCAGCAGAAGAGCUGCAGACGGAAACUCCCAGAGAGGAGACAGAAGAGGAAAAGAAGGAGAACUGAGAGAAACUGGAGCAGCUCAUGCUUCCUCUUUAGAGGAUCAGGCUGGGACCGCUGCCCGGAGCCAGGGAGGCUUUCCAGACUCGUUGGAUCAUCCAGUGACUCUGAAGCCACUGAUAGCAAAAGUAUCCUCCAGGACGGUGUCUUACGUCUCAAACAGCCAGCAGCAUCAGGAAAGCACCAUUCGUCCCCCUCAGACGCUUCCUAAACCCUCAUCCUUCAUCCAGCCGCCCCCGACUCACCCCAAACCUUUCACUCACUCCCCACAAACCCAGCCCAAGCCUCAGGGGUUUGUCCAGUCACUCCCAAAACCUUUCCAGCCUCAGCCUAAAGCUCAGGGGCCUCCUCAGACACCACCUAAGCCUCAGUACUUUGCCCAGACUCUGGUGAAGUCCCAGUCUCUGCCUCUGGACAACACUGAAGACUUCAGCAGAAACACUUCUGGAAACCAGCUGUCCCCAACAGAGUCUGGGGACGGACUGUCUGACGGCAUGUCCGCACAACAGAUGUCUAUCAAAGAGAGAGUGGCCCUCCUGAAGAAGAGUGGUGAAGAAGAUUGGAAGAACAGGAUCAACAAGAAACAGGAAGUGGCGUCCAACGAGCAGCAGGCUCAGCAGUGGGAGACGGGGGAGACCGGCCAGAAGGAGGACGGGGUUCGGGACCACUCUGCUGUCUCUGUGUCUGAACAGUUGUGGGGGCCUGUUUUCUCCUCCACUUUUUCUCCUCCCAUCUCCCUUGGGCAAAAGUGUCAGUAUAUUGAUCACCAUGGUCAGAAUGCUGGGGAGGACAUUGAGGCCCAGAUGAGCAUUGAAGAGAGGAAACAGAUGAUCUCAACUCGAGAGGACGCCUGGAAGACAAAGGGCAAAGGAGCAGCCAAUGACUCAGACCAGUACACAGUCGCAGCACGAAUGGUCAAGCAAGGUCUGGCAGCCUCCUCCUCGGUCAUCAGUCCCAUCCUCUCACCGGUCUCCACCAAACUCAAGAGCAGUGCGGCGAUGGUCAAACCACACGAGGAAAUUGAGGCAAGACCUGACAUGGAAUCCGACAAAAAGCUGGACAAAUUAGAGAGUUUCUUAGGACGUUUGAAUAGCAAAGUGGCAGGCUUGCAGGAAACCACCAUUACAGUGACGGAGAAGGCAGUGAAAGAAGUGAUGAAACUGGAUGAUGAGAUCUUCUCCAAGUUCUACAAACGCGUGGCAGAAUUUCCUCGCAUGCCCACCAGAAUCGAGCUCAGUGAAGACUUUGACUCCAUCUUUGGUUCUCAGAGCCCCAAGUUGACUUCAGCCAUGGUGCAGCACAAGCUAGCAGUUCGUCCAUCCAGGAAUGUGCGAUCAUCUCGAAACCCUCUGAGGAUGCUGGCAGCCAGAGAGGACAUCCGACAUGAGUACACUGAGCAGAGACUGAAUGUAGCCCAGGUGGAGAGCAAGAGGAUAAAGGCAGAGAAGAACGAGCCGAGCAGAACCUCUGAGUACUCCGAGGCAGCUCUGGCAGGUCUGGCCAGCAAGGAGAACUUCAGCGGUGUGAGUCUGCGCAGCGUCAACCUCACAGAACAGAGCUCCAACAACAGCGCAGUGCCAUAUAAAAGCCUCAUGCUCAUGCAGGUCAAAGGUCGGCGUCAUGUUCAGACCAGAUUAGUGGAGCCCAGAGCAUCUUCUCUGAACAGCGGAGACUGUUUCCUGCUGGUGACUCCAGACCACUGCUUUGUUUGGAUAGGAGAGUUCUCUAAUGUCAUUGAGAAAGCUAAAGCGAUGGAUUUGGCAACUUUCAUUCAGACAAAGAAGGACAUGGGCUGCAGGGCCAACCAGCUGCAGACUAUUGAAGAAGGGGUUGACCCACAGGGUGCAGAGACGCAGCAGUUCUGGACGAUCCUCGGAGGACAGAUGCCUUACCAGUCGGCAGGCCCACCAGAGGAGGAUGAGCAGUUUGAGAAUGGCAUCGUGGAAACCAACUGUAUCUUCAGGUUGCUGGAUGAUAAACUGGUUCCUGAUGAUGAAGAGUGGGGGAAGAAUCCUCACAGCUGCCUGUUGUCAUCGAAGGAGGUUCUUGUGUUUGACUUUGGCAGCGAGGUGUAUGUUUGGCACGGCAAAGAAGUGACUCUGGCACAGAGGAAGGUGGCCUUCCAGCUGGCCAAACACCUGUGGAACGGCACCUUUGACUACACCUGCUGCGACAUCAACCCGCUUGACCCGGGAGGCUGCAACACCCUCAUACCCAGAAAAGGUCAGGGUCGUCCAGAUUGGGCAAUAUUCGGCAGAUUGACUGAGCACAAUGAGACUGCUUUGUUUAAGGAGAAGUUUCUGGAUUGGUCAGAAGCAAAGUCGCCCACUCCAAAGGAGGGUGGUGAACCUGUACCUGAGCCAAAGGAGGCUCCAGGACGAGAGUGUCGACCUUACGAUGCCACCCUAAUGCUGCCCAUCAUCUGCUCACCUGUUUGCACCAUUUUGGAAGGAGUGAAUGUGGGCCGCGGUUACGGGCCAGUGGAGACAGAGGACCGCAUGAGGGUCCAGGAGAUCAGCACGGUGUCUGUGGAUGUCUGGCACAUCCUGGAGUUUGAUUACAGCCGUCUGCCGCGACAGAGCAUCGGCCAGUUCCAUGAGGGAGACGCAUAUGUGGUCAAGUGGAAGUACAUGGUCAGCACUUCAGUUGGUCGCAGGCAGAACCCUGAUGCGAGGAGCAGCGGGCCGGGGAAGGAGAAAUGCUGCUACUUCUUCUGGCAGGGUCGGCACUCCACCGUCAGCGAGAAGGGGACGUCAGCACUGAUGACAGUGGAGUUGAAUGAGAAGAGGGGGGCUCAGGUCCAAGUUCAACAAGGAAAGGAACCGCCUGCUUUUCUUCAAUGCUUCAAUGGAGGGAUGAUCAUUCAUGCUGGCAAAAGGGAGGAAGAGGAGGAAAACACUCAGAGCGAGUGGCGUCUUUACUGUGUGCGAGGGGAGGUGCCGGUGGAGGGCCAUCUGCUGGAAGUGGCGUGUCACUGCAGCAGCCUGCGUUCCCGAGCCUCCAUGAUCAUGCUCAACAUCAACAAGGCUGUCAUUUACCUGUGGCACGGCUGCAAAAGCCAGCAGCACACCCGCAGUGUGGGAAAUACCGCCGCCCUCAAGAUCAAAGAACAGUGUCCUCUGGAAGCAGGUCUUCACUGCAGUAGCAACGUCACAAUUCACGAGUGUGAUGAAGGAGCAGAAACUCCGGGCUUCUGGGAGGCGCUGGGGCGGAAGGACAGGAAGGCUUAUGACUGCAUGCUGCAAGAUCCAGGUAAAUUCAACUUCACCCCGCGGCUCUUCCAGCUGAGCAGCACAUCUGGAGACUUUGUGGCCGCUGAGUUCUUUCAUCCGUCGGGAGCUGCAGACUUGGUCAGCUCACUGCCCUUUCUGCAGGAAGACCUUUACAAUGCAUCACAGCCUGCUUUGUUCAUGGUGGAUAACUUCCACGAGGUUUACCUGUGGCAGGGCUGGUGGCCUCAGGACAGUGAGAGCACCGGCUCGGCUCGCAUCCGCUGGGACGCUGACAGGAAGUGUGCCAUGCAGACUGUGCUGCAGUACUGCAAAGAGAAGAACGAGAAGAAACCUCCGAAGGCGUACCUGAUCCACGCCGGUCUGGAGCCGCUCACCUUCACCAACAUGUUCCCCAGCUGGGAGCACCGAGAGGACGUGGCUGAGAUCACAGAACGGGAGGCAGAGGUGUGUAACCAGAUCAUCCUGGUGGAGGACGUGCUGGCCAGACUCUGUCAGAAUUCCUUCCCCCUGUCUCAGCUGCAGACCCGACCCCUCCCAGAGGGAGUCGACCCGCUACGCCUGGAAAUCUACCUGUCCGACCAGGACUUUGAGAGUGACUUGUAGGUGGAUUCAGAGAGCUUUAGAAAUGACAAGAGAGGAAUAUGAAUGUCUGCCAGGAUGGAAGCAGGUCAACCUGAAGAAAGCCAAAGGCCUGUUUUGAGCAUGUCGAAGAAGAUACAUGAAAGAGUGGAGAAGACGACAGACCAGCAACUGGACGAGACACCUGUAGACUUUUAAACUUCUCAGCUGUGUCAGCACUCAAUGGGAUUCUGAGUGCGUUCUUUUAAGUCUCCUUCAUCCACUAAUGUCAUGAGUGCCAUGUUGUGGUUGUGUGUGUGGUUGGGGUUGUAUAUAAUGUUUGUGUAAAUGUGUGUUUGUACUGAUGUAAAGAAGAACCUUGUUGAUUCAGAUGCUGUGAGGACGUUUGGAUGCUGUCAGGAGACUCCUGUUCCUGCAUUAAAGUAACCCUAACAAACUUUUACAGUUUGACUUAACUACAGCAAGGUCAGCAGCCUGAUGACACUGAAUGUAUAGUGCCUUGCUUUUUGUGUACAGUUUGUAUACAGAACUUUAGUCUGCAUUUUUAAGUACUUUCUUUGUGAUAUAAGACCUAGUGAAUAAAAUCACAAAUCUUGCUCAACUUAGAAAAAGACUCGUCUUGAGUUUUUUUUUUAUGUGUUCUUUUAUAUUGUUCAGUUCAUGACAACAUACUUGUUUUGGGGUUUUUCUUUUUUUAGUUUAUGCUGGUUUUAGCUUGAAAAAACUUGCCAAAGAACAAAGAGGAAGUGCAAAAAUCUUCAAACUCAGCCUAAUCUGGAUAAAAGUGUAAAGAAAGAUGUAAUGCAUAUUUGUAUAGUGCAGAUACCUUCCUUUUUUAAGAUUAGGGUUAUUUUAAUACAUAAUGGUGUUUCAAGGCUAAGACAAAGUCAUGUACUUUUUAGAUUUUUAGAUUGUUAUUGGUUUUUUUUAAAAGGCAAAAAACUCAGGGUUCUGUUUGACAUUUCGGUAGAGCAGGGGUUUGAAACUUUUACCACUCAAAUAGCCAUUUGGUUCAGUUUCCCACAGAAAGUAAACCACAGGAACCCACAACAUCCUUUGGAAAACCUGGUGUUUCAAGUGAAUGGCAUCAUUUCACUCUUUUUUAAAGUUUGUGAAGAGAUGUUCAUUUUUUUUAUCCCCUGUCAUUUAAUGGGUUCCGAUGAGAACUAUUUCCCCGAGAGGCCACAAAACUAGGAAAUAUGUUGUGAUUAUUUAGCAGUUACUCCAUUUCUCCAAUAGUUUUUUGUCAACAAACAUUUGUUUUCUCAUCUGGAUCAGGAUGUUUUUGGGCAAAAGCUGCAUGUUUAUUCUGGAAUGUCUUGAAACUUUGGUGUUUGCUAAUUUCUCAUUACUUACUAACCACUCUGGUAAAGUUGUUGAAAGCAAACAAAUCUGCCCAGGUGCCAUGAAACAUACGGUUUUCUGCAAGAACUUCAAUUCUCUCAAAAUUAUCCAUCAAUGUCCUACCUUGGUUGGAAUGUUGCACUACAUGCCGGAUGGGUUCAAACCUGUUUUUUUAUUUUUUUUAUGGAUACAUUAACAUGAAAAGCAGAUUAUGCAAAACUGUGAUGUGUCGGUCGUGAACAUAAUGGCUCUUAUGUCAUAUAAAUAUAUCUUAUAUUUUGCCAGUGGAGGGCCGUCAGGGCUUUUUAAGGCCUUCCCUAAAGGCCUAAAAGUAUCUUAAUCAUGUGUUAAUUAUGUGUUUUUCAUGCAUACUCAUUAAAUCAUUCCAUAUGGUC
Molecule: messenger RNA, 9829 nt
Organism: Oryzias latipes (Japanese medaka)
Lineage: Eukaryota; Metazoa; Chordata; Actinopteri; Beloniformes; Adrianichthyidae
Gene: svilb
Product: supervillin b
Biological process (GO): cytoskeleton organization; actin polymerization or depolymerization; actin filament severing
Cellular component (GO): actin cytoskeleton; cytoplasm
Molecular function (GO): phosphatidylinositol-4,5-bisphosphate binding; actin filament binding
Source: RefSeq, a predicted model, not a curated record